AUGCGGAUCUCUUAUCCAAACCACAGUUGGGAGAACAUGGAGUGGAUANGAUCAAUGGGCAUUGCAUACGAUGCCUGUCGAUCAAGUGUUGGUGAAAAUGGUGGCCACGGUACUCCACCCGAGGUAGAAUGCUUUGAGAAAUUAUGUCCUGCUGGGGUGGAGUGUACAGGCACCGGAGAUGGUGGUGGUGGUGGUGGUGGUGGUGGCCUUAGUUGUGCUGGUGGAAGCGGAGGAGGAGGUGUUGGCGGUAUCAAUGAUGGAGGUGCCAGAUCGAAGAGUAAAGGAGAGUUCGCUGUUGUCGGAAAAUAA
Molecule: messenger RNA, 309 nt
Organism: Echinostoma caproni
Lineage: Eukaryota; Metazoa; Platyhelminthes; Trematoda; Plagiorchiida; Echinostomatidae
Source: the annotation of a GenBank genome assembly